CAAUUCCGUCACAAUUGUUAGAUAUUUUGAUUUUUUUUCCCCGUUCAAUCUCAGCUGAUUCGUAACAAGGUUUCAGAUCCAGGAGUCACAAAAAUGGAGUCACCGCACUCGAAUUUGCUUCCCGAAGUCGAUUCUUUACCCGAUGGAUUCGUCGAUGGCGCUACGGAGCCGCCUCUCACUUCUCCAAAGACCCAGGAAGAAGCUUGUAUCAACCAUGAAGCUGUUGCGAUCGAGAAAGCAGAGAAGCCGAGAACUUUUCCCGUACCUUUGUGUGAAACAGAUGGUAAUGAAGAUGAUGACGUAGAUGACCUAAUUCAAGAUUCGAGCAAGCUUACCUUAGAGCUGGAAGAAGAAGUAACAUCUCCUCCUGUUUCCCAAACAUUAACAGAAGGGUCAACUCAAAAUCCAACCUUGUCUAAGGAAACGGAUUCGACUCUCAAACCAAAGAAACAACAGGAGGCGGUUGAGACCAAGCGUAAGGGUUCAAAGAAUAUGUUCAAAUCAGAGAAAGAGUUUUUGGAGUUCAUGCUUAAGUAUCAGCAAGUCCUGUCUGAAAGAGAUUCUGCUAUUACUGUCCGUGACAAGCUUGAAUCACUUUGUAGAGAGUUACAACGUCAAAACAAAAUGUUGAUGGAAGAAUGCAAGCGGGUGUCAACUGAGGGGCAAUCUUUAAGAUCAGAUUUAUCGACAAAGUUCCAGGAUGCGAUAAAGGAUGUGAGCAUUAAGUUGGACGAGCAAAAGGAUGAAAGCCUCGCACAACUAAAAGAAAAUGAGAUGUUGAGGACGAAGUUGAAGCACCUGGCUGACCAAUAUACCCUUUCUGAACAACAACAUGAACAAAGAUUGAAGCAGAAAACCCUUGAGCUACAGAUCUCUGCUUUAAAAAUUAAACAGCACGAGGAGAAACUCAUCCAUGAACAAUCUCAGAUGAAAGUUUAUGCAGACCAAGUUUCUCAGCUUUUAUCUACUGAGAAAAAUUUGCGGUUGCAGCUCACUGCUGAUGGAGAUAAAUUCCAGCAGUUCCAGGACGCGUUGGUGAAGAGCAACGAGGUGUUUGAAACAUUCAAACAAGAAAUCGAUAAGAUGUCAAAAGCAAUCAAAGAACUUAGGAAAGAAAACGCAUUCUUGAAGAACAAAACUGAGAGAUCGGAUAUUACUCUCAUAGAACUCGUUGAAGAGCGUGAAAGAAUGAAGAAACUAUUGGAGAAGACAAAAAAACAGAAAGAUAAGCUUGAAUCGCUUUGCAGAUCCCUUCAAGCUGAAAGAAAACAAAAGGAAACUAACAACAGUGAUGAUUCUGCUGCAGUUCAACCAUGAAGCAGAGAGAGAGACUAUGAAUUCAGUUUUUUUUUUUUCCUUGUUUUGAACUAAUUAGCACUUCAGAUUAAAGAAACUCCAAAUUAGACACUAAAUUCACUCGACAAUGUAGCUAUUAUCACAUCACAUCAUAUUGAUUCUGCCCUGCGAGCUAAAUUGAUAAA
Capsella rubella is the source of this 1481-nucleotide messenger RNA. RefSeq names its product alpha-taxilin. Lineage: Eukaryota; Viridiplantae; Streptophyta; Magnoliopsida; Brassicales; Brassicaceae. Gene Ontology annotation, molecular function: syntaxin binding. The coding region runs from base 94 to 1317 and encodes 407 amino acids. The transcript has 11 exons. The record is from RefSeq and is a predicted model, not a curated record.